This is a messenger RNA of Colletotrichum spaethianum, 1554 nucleotides long. Its product is annotated as lariat debranching enzyme. The record is from RefSeq and is a predicted model, not a curated record. Gene Ontology annotation, biological process: mRNA splicing, via spliceosome. Gene Ontology annotation, cellular component: nucleus. Gene Ontology annotation, molecular function: RNA lariat debranching enzyme activity. Lineage: Eukaryota; Fungi; Ascomycota; Sordariomycetes; Glomerellales; Glomerellaceae. The transcript is spliced from 3 exons. The coding region runs from base 1 to 1554 and encodes 517 amino acids.
AUGGCCACACAAACAUUCGAGACCAACGGUGUCCGAAUUGCCGUCGAGGGCUGCGGGCACGGUACUCUCAACGCUAUCUACGCCGCUGUCGCGGCCUCUUGUGAGGCCCGCGGCUGGGACGGCGUGGACCUCCUUAUCAUCGGCGGCGACUUCCAGGCCGCUCGCAACGCCGCCGAUCUCACCGUCAUGUCUGUCCCCGCAAAGUAUCGCGAAUUGGGCGACUUCUGGGAAUAUUAUGCCGGAAACCGCACGGCGCCCUAUCUGACUGUCUUUGCGGGCGGAAACCAUGAGGCGGCUAGCCACAUGUGGGAGCUGUUUUACGGCGGCUGGGCCGCGCCCAACAUCUACUACCUAGGCGCCGCCAAUGUGCUUCGCCUGGGCCCGCUGCGAAUUGCUGGCAUGAGCGGCAUCUGGAAGGGCUUUGACUACCGCAAGGCGCACCACGAGAGGCUGCCAAUGGGCCCGGACGAGAUCAAGAGCUUCUAUCAUGUCAGAGAGGUAGAUGUCAGGAAGCUGCUGUUGCUGAGAGAGCAGGUUGACGUCGGUAUCAGCCAUGACUGGCCUAGAGCGAUCGAGAGGUGGGGUGACGAGAAGGCGCUAUGGAGGAUGAAGCCUGACUUUGAGAGGGAGUCGAAGGACGGCACACUGGGAAAUGUUGCGGCGGAGUAUGUAUGCGAUCGUCUGAGGCCACCUUACUGGUUUUCGGCGCAUUUGCACUGCAAGUUUGCUGCGUUAAAGAUAUACAAGGACAAGGGUGCAACUGCACAGGAGACAGCUCCGGACCCGGCUGAGACUGCAGCACCCGCUCCGGCACACGAGCCGGUUGUUGCGCCUGAUAACCCGGACGAGAUUGAUCUCGACGCGCAACUCCCUGCCUCCUUCAUGCGUCCACCGCCGCAGCCCAAGAGAACACCCGGCCAACCCGUUCCGUCGACAAUCACAAACAAACAGGUCAACUUCCUCGCUCUCGACAAGUGCCUGCCCCGACGCCACUUCCUCCAGCUCCUCGAGGCGCACCCUCACAACGUCCUCCCCGCUGACCAGCCCUCGCCGAAACGCCCGUUCCGUUUGCAAUAUGACCCGGAAUGGCUCGCCAUCACCCGAGUCUUCCACUCAUCCCUCAAGAUUGGCGAUCCGUCUGCGCAGCCGAGCCCGGACCUGGGCGAGGAGCACUACGUGCCGCUCAUCGACGCAGAGCGCCAGUGGGUUGAAGAGAACGUCGUGAAGAAGGACAAGCUGGACGUCCCGCUCAACUUUGAAAUCACGGCGCCGCCACACGUAGAGGGCGAGCCCGUAUCUGUGCCGCACCAGCCGUUCGAGUACACAAACCCGCAGACAUCGUCGUUUUGCGAGUUGCUGGAGGUUCAGAACCUUUGGGACGCCAGCGAGGAGGAGAGGAUGGAAAGGAAGGCGAAAGGCCCCUCCGCUGGCGAGUUUAGAGGGCACCGGGGCGGUGGUAGGGGGUUCCAUAGAGGCGGUGGACGGGGUGGACGGGGUGGACGGGGACGGGGUAGAGGAAGGGGCGGCGGAGGCAGAGACAGAGGUUGGCAUUGA